AGAUGAGAUAGGUUUUAGGAGAACUAAAAGGACAUACAAAUAAAGUCUUAUUUUAUUAAUAGGAUUAAAAAGAUCCAAAUUUAUUUAUAAGUGCUGCUCUAGAUGAAAAAAUAAUUAUUUGGGAUUUGCAAAAGAAUUUGGUACUUUUUUAGAAAAAGUGUGAAAAUGGAUUACCUUCAGCAAUAGCUAUUAAUUAUCCUUUAUAUGCACUUUCUUAUAAAAAAGAUGGCAAAACAAGAAUAGAAAAUGUUACAGAGAAAUCAAAAAGUAUUGUGUUAUCAAGAAAUUUAAGAGAGGUCUUUUUCUUAUAAUUUUUUAAAGAGUAAAUAAUUGUGGGAAGUCAUGAUUUAAAUAUUUGCAUUUGGGAUUAUAAGAAAUAAAUAAUAAUUAAAGCGAUUUAAGUAGAACCUAUUUAAGAAUUAAUAUAAAAUAGUUAUUAUCCAGAAUAAUUGAUACACAUUUCAUAUGCUGGAUUAAUCAAAUAUAUCAAUUUCGUAAGAAUGAGAUUAGAAAAUGUAUUUACUAUUAGAGGAGCUUAUGAAAUACAAUUAUCAAAUAAUAGAUUUUUCUAAAUUGUUACCACGAUGGGUCCUCCUGCGAAAUUUAUAUUAUUAAAUAAUAAAAACAAAAUGUUAAGGAUCUAUUUAUAAAAAAUUCCUUCAUCAAAUUGCGUUUUUUCAAAAAUCAAUAAUGAUAUUUUUUUUAAAAAGUUAAAUUUGCUAUGUUAACUUGAUAUAAAAACUUAGUAAGAAACAAAUAUAUUUAACCUAUAACCAGAUGAAUGGAUAGAUACAUUAAAACAAGGGGAAUUAUUAGUUAUCAGCUAAUAAAAACUAACAAAAAUAAAAGUAUGA
Molecule: messenger RNA, 854 nt
Organism: Paramecium sonneborni
Lineage: Eukaryota; Ciliophora; Oligohymenophorea; Peniculida; Parameciidae
Source: the annotation of a GenBank genome assembly